This is a messenger RNA of Drepanopeziza brunnea f. sp. 'multigermtubi' MB_m1, 1134 nucleotides long. RefSeq lists its product as uncharacterized. Gene Ontology annotation, cellular component: nucleus. Gene Ontology annotation, molecular function: sequence-specific DNA binding. The record is from RefSeq and is a predicted model, not a curated record. Lineage: Eukaryota; Fungi; Ascomycota; Leotiomycetes; Helotiales; Drepanopezizaceae. Gene Ontology annotation, biological process: positive regulation of transcription from RNA polymerase II promoter by glucose.
AUGACUUCCAUUAGUUCGUUCGCUCGCGAAUUCCCGAAGACUUUUGGUCGAGACAGCUUGACUGCUGUAGAAGCCAUUAGCGUCCCUGCGACCAAAAAUCAUCCUCUCCCGACUCCUCCCAACUCCAUUUCUCCCUCUCUACCUCCCCAUGGCAUCAAGCCAUACGGGAUGCGUUCGAUCUCGCAGCAGGUCCUCGAGCACGUCGACUCUGACCUCGACUUACACGACGGACCUGGGAGUGAACAGGAUGGGGGUUGUGAUCGCAGUCGCGACGUGGGAUCGCCUGGGCUUGAUGCAGCAGGCAAUAUCACACCAGGACUGCUGGCCAAGUACCAUCUCCCAGAUAUUCUGUUGAACCAUGGGCCGUUGGCCAUCCGACACAUUAUGGGAUUUCUGACCACUGCGGUUCCCGGGUUCUCUGGGAUACCACCAGCGAAGGCCAGAAGACUGGUAGUGGGUGCUUUGGAAGGUCGCGGCAGCGGCGGCGAGGGAGGUGGAGCCAAGGGUAAUGUCAAGUUUGAGAAAGUAGGAUGGGGACGUUGGGACGCCAGGUUGAAGGGCCAGCACGCUAGAAACAGCAGAGGCAAUCAACAAUCGCCAUCCCCAAGUACACCAUCUUCCUAUUCCGAUGGCAUGCCGAUCGCCAAAAAUGGUGGAUGGGGGACUAACAGAGCUCGGUUGAACGCGCCAGGCUCCAGCUGGGCUGGCGAUUCUGCUGUCUUCUCCCACGACGACGAGAUGGACAUUACGAUGCUGGAGAACGAAGCCGACAAGAUGUCGCUUGACGGCGACGACUCUUGUUCAUCUUCCGAAGCCCCCGAUGACGAAGUCAUGGUUGAGGAGGAUUCGGAUGACAUGACCGAUGAAGAGGACUGGGCAGGUGUCGGAGCAGCUGCUCUCCGUGCGGCCUCGUACUCGGCCUCUGGCCCUCGACCCAACUUCCUGUCUUCACAUAUCUAUGGAGGCUCCGGAGGCGGGCGUUCUCUCUCAACAACAGCAAAAACAAUGGCGAAAUCGGUGCCAGUUCGAACUCUCCAAGUUCCCACCAACAUCGAUUUCGAAGCCUUUGGCAUCAGCUCCGACUCACAAGAGCGUGAGGCUGUCGAGGCACUUCUACGACUUGGCUCUGUAUAA